CCCAUCCUUCCACGUCUGAGUCCUCCGCUGUUAUCCUCUAUAUAUAGGAAUCCUUUACUGGUAAGCUGUAACACCUCUCUCUCUCUCUCCAAACUGCAGAGCCAUGAGAAGCCCUGGUGAGGUAGUUCACAAGGUGAACUUCACCACCCCAAGAAACUUCACGACCUCAUUCAAAUCUGAUCUGAAGGAGACUUUCUUCCCAGACGACCCUUUCCGGCAAUUCAAGAAUGAGCCACCGCUUCGGAAAGCGAAGAAGGCAGCCCAGUACUUCUUUCCGGUCUUCGAAUGGCUACCAAAAUACAACUUCCGUCUAUUUCGAUACGACCUGCUCUCUGGAAUCACCAUUGCUAGCCUCGCAAUCCCUCAAGGCAUCAGCUACGCUAAGCUUGCAAACAUACCAUCAAUAAUCGGCCUCUAUUCAAGCUUUGUACCGCCUCUAGUAUACACCAUUUUCGGUAGCUCGAAGGAUCUCGCCGUCGGGACUGUAGCGGCCGCGUCAUUGCUUUUGUCUUCGAUUGUAGGAGGGGUAGUAUCACCCAAAGACGACCCAACAUUGUAUCUUCAUCUAAUAUUCACUGCUACCUUCUUCACCGGUGUCUUUCAGGCAGCUCUUGGUCUCUUCAGACUCGGGAUCUUGGUAGACUUUUUAUCACAUUCCACAAUCACUGGCUUUAUGGGAGGAACAGCGACGAUAAUCUGUCUGCAACAGUUGAAGGGCAUGUUUGGUUUGACGCAUUUUACGUCUAAAACCGAUGUAGUUUCAGUCAUGCGUGCAGUCUUCAGCCAAAGACACGAGUGGAGAUGGGAAAGUGCAGUUGUAGGUUUAUGCUUCCUCGUUUUCCUCCUCUUCACUAGGUUCCUGAAGAAGAAGAAGGAAAAAUUGUUUUGGGUAGCAGCAAUAGCUCCAAUGGUGACCGUGGUAGUGGGCUGCGUUUUCGCUUAUUUGGUUCAUGCAGAGAAGCACGGGAUCCAGAUCGUGGGUGACUUGAGUAAAGGAUUGAAUCCUCUUUCAAUUAAAGCUCUGAACUUUGACUCUAGGUACCUGCCAUCAACCAUAAAAGCUGGGAUCAUUACAGGCAUCUUGGCUCUGGCUGAAGGAAUAGCAGUAGGGAGGAGCUUUGCAAUAGUGAAAAAUGACCAAGUUGAUGGGAAUAAGGAAAUGAUAGCUUUUGGAAUGAUGAACAUUGUUGGUUCCUUUACUUCCUGCUACUUGACUACAGGGCCAUUUUCGAAAUCUGCAGUGAACUACAAUGCGGGAUGCAAGACGGCAAUGUCGAACGUUGUGAUGUCUGUGUGCUUGAUGUUAACUCUUCUGUUCUUGGCUCCUCUCUUCAAAUUCACCCCUCUUGUGGCUCUCUCAGCCAUCAUCAUGUCUGCAAUGCUGGGUCUCAUCGAGUAUGAAAAGGCUUAUCACUUCUUCAAGGUUGACAAAUUUGAUUUCUGCAUUUGUAUGGCUGCCUUCUUGGGAGUCAUUUUUAUUAGCAUGGACAUUGGCCUCCUCUUGUCAGUGGGAAUUUCAGUACUCAGAGCACUUCUAUAUGUGGCUAGGCCUUCUACAUCCAAGCUUGGGAACUUACCUAGCUCAACAAUGUAUGUUGAUGUAGAGCAGUAUCCAUCUGCAACUGAGAUCCAAGGCAUUCUAAUCCUGCAAUUGGGAUCCCCAAUUUACUUUGCCAAUUGUACCUACAUUAGAGAAAGGAUUUCGAGGUGGGUUGAAGAUGAAAAGGAAACUUUGAACUCCAGCAGCAAUGACCUUGACCAUCUUAUACUUGAUUUAGGAGGAGUUACUUCUAUUGACAUGACUGGCAUUGAAAUGUUAUCUGAAGUCUAUAGGAACAUGGAAAGAAGGGGAAUUAAGAUGGCAAUAGUAAACCCCAGGAGAGAGGUGCUAGAGAAGCUGACAUUAUCGAGAUUCAUAGACUCCAUUGGAAAAGAUUCAGUCUUCUUAUCAAUCAAAGAGGCAACUGAUGCAUGCCAUUUCCUUCUUAAUGAAUCAAAGCAGAAGAAUUAGUCCAUGGGAACCUCUGAUGCCACAGAUGGAAAGUCUAUGAAGUUGAUGAUAUAAUCUUGGAAGUAUGAACCAAUAGGUAAAUGGCUAAGCUGAUUAUCUCAAGAGAUGAAUCAAGAAACCUCAUUUUUUAUGAUCAAUCUGUAACUAUGCUCCAGUCAAGAUGAUAGUGCCAUAGUGGUUCAGCCAGGGUGGUUUUCUGGCUGAGUCCUCAUUUCUUGUAUCCUUCUUGUAUGUUGAAAUUAGCUCAAACCCCAAUAGAUGAAGCAACACACUAAUCCAAAGUUUUUCCAGUGCAUCAGUUUUAAGCCACUUCAUGUACUUCCUAGUUUCAUGCCAACCUGAAAACAACGGUUGUAUAAAUAACCACUUUGUUAGGGGGAGGUUUC
Molecule: messenger RNA, 2397 nt
Organism: Nelumbo nucifera (sacred lotus)
Lineage: Eukaryota; Viridiplantae; Streptophyta; Magnoliopsida; Proteales; Nelumbonaceae
Product: putative sulfate transporter 3.5
Biological process (GO): transmembrane transport
Cellular component (GO): membrane
Source: RefSeq, a predicted model, not a curated record